Guyanagaster necrorhizus is the source of this 1213-nucleotide messenger RNA. RefSeq lists its product as uncharacterized. The record is from RefSeq and is a predicted model, not a curated record. Gene Ontology annotation, cellular component: mediator complex. Lineage: Eukaryota; Fungi; Basidiomycota; Agaricomycetes; Agaricales; Physalacriaceae. The coding region runs from base 293 to 805 and encodes 170 amino acids. Gene Ontology annotation, biological process: regulation of transcription by RNA polymerase II. Gene Ontology annotation, molecular function: transcription coregulator activity. The transcript has 4 exons.
CCCUCCUUCACGGUCCAAUCCAGAUCCCGAAAGACAGGCGUAGAUGCCGCAUUUGCGUCUCCAAAGCGGUAUACAUCGGCCUUAGGGAUAUUGAUGACGGUCGCGGAGCUAAGGUAGCGUUGGAAACUAUGUGCUGGCCUUAGUCCGAAGACUCUACCUCCAAGGAGAAUGGCCAUCUUGAUGUUUUACGUGAACCUCAAGUCGAAGUUGUAAUUCAUACGUGAGUCAGUGGAAAGGGUCAUGGAGUCAACGUGACUCGAGUCGGCCGCUCUACUUUCUCUUCUUGACCACGAUGUCGGCUGACCCACCAACGCAACCUGACACGACUACCACCGACAUCGACCCCAUUUGGACCACAAGUCGUACUGCCAGACAAAUAUAUGCUCUUGGUCAGGUUGAGAAGGAUAUCAGCCGUCUUCUCUCCCUUGCCGCGUCCUCAAUUUCACUCCUCACCUUACCCCAAGCUGACGGUCCCAACGAUGGUCUUCCUCAGGGAGAAGAGCGCUCGGAACAGUUUGUAUUAGAGGCAAACGAAUACUUUGAAAUACUUGAUUCCAUCCAAGUAUCCAUCCGUUCAUCGCUAGCCCACAUCCGCCACUCGCGGAUAGCGCCUAGCGCGAUCAACGCCCCACCACUGGGUUCCAUUCCACCUAGUUUGGGGAUUGUGCUUCCCGAAGGUGAAGGCGAAGGAGAAAGUAGAGGGUUGCAAGAGACGAGGAUAGAUAGGGACGCGUGGAACGGUAUCCUGGAUGCAUUAACGCGCAUGAAGAGCGCAAUGGAGGAAAAUUCCAGGCUUGAGAUAUAACAUGUCCGGGACGGUGAGUUUGAAGGAUCUAGUACCAAGCAACAGAUUUCUACGAACCGCGGACUAUUCAAUUUCGUAUACAAAUCAGCCGGCGGAUAUGACGACUUACGAAUGGGCAAUCGCUUUCAAUUGUCCUUAUUAUUCUUCGACUUGCUGCGUCCGAAAUCGGGCCCGGCAAAUCAAAGCUAAAUUGUGGCGAGUCUGACGACCCUUGCAGGUAUUUUUCGCCACCCCCACAAGCUACACAACCUAUGUAUGGAUACGUAGGUACUAGUUCAGGGACUCUGAUUAUGGCAUGUCACAGCUCGCCGGCGAAAGGUCGGGAGGCUGAGCUUUGUAGGUGCUAAGUUAAAUCCUUUCGGAAAAGGUUGUCAUAAUUAUCCCAGAAUAAAUAUCACAGUAUUUUAU